Cetraspora pellucida is the source of this 137-nucleotide messenger RNA. Lineage: Eukaryota; Fungi; Glomeromycota; Glomeromycetes; Diversisporales; Gigasporaceae. The record is from the annotation of a GenBank genome assembly.
ACAUUGAGCAAAUCAAAAAUAUUACCAUCCUUAAUGUGAAGUCAUUAUUGAUCUUGGAAACUAUUGAUUUAAUGGUUUCAAUUAUUUUUCAUGGUGAUAUUGAAAAUGUUAAAAUUGAAGAUAUUUCAGAAAAGUAA